CACAGCUACUCAGGAGAAACGAAAUGAUCUGCCCUGGAGCCGCAGCAAAAUGCUGGAUGGACACCUACUCCUGGGAUGGUUAUCGUUCACAGUUAUAGUGUAUCUUCUCAACUUGCCUGGACCCACCACAGCAUACUUCGGGUUGACAGGUAAUGAACCGUUGUCUAUCCUGCCACUGAACUCUCUACCAGAAGAGACCACGGGCAGGGCCCACUACAAGCUGUGCGACCGGCUCAAACUGGAAAAGAAGCAGCGCAGGAUGUGCAGACGAGACCCGGGCGUAGCAGAAACCCUGAGGGAAGCUAUCAUCAUGAGCGCCCUAGAAUGCCAGCAUCAAUUCCGCUUUGAGAGGUGGAACUGCACCUUAGAGGGGCGCCACCGAGCCAACAUAUUAAAAAGAGGAUUUAAAGAGACAGCCUUCUUGUAUGCCAUCUCCUCAGCGGGUCUGACACACGCAAUGGCCAAAGCUUGUAGCGCUGGGCGGAUGGAGCGCUGCACAUGUGAUGAAGCCCCGGACUUAGAGAACCGUAAGGCCUGGCAGUGGGGAGGCUGCGGGGACAACCUCAAAUAUGCCAACAAGUUUGUCAAGGACUUCCUGGGCAAACGCUCUAACAAGGACCUGCGCGCACGUGUGGACAUGCACAACACAAAUGUGGGCAUGAAGGCAAUCAAGGCUGGAGUGGAGACCACUUGCAAGUGCCAUGGCGUCUCCGGUUCCUGCACCGUCCAGACCUGCUGGAGGCAGCUCCUUCCCUUCCAUGAGAUUGGCAAGCAGCUGAAGCAGCGCUACGAAACCUCUGUCAAGGUCGGCAGCUCCACCAACGAAGCCACUGGGGAAGGAGAGAUCUCCACAGGGCGGAGCCAGCAGCAGCAGCCUCUGUCCAGUUUUGGCGAUCAGAUCCCCCGCACAAUGGACCUGCUCCACAUCGAGGAUUCACCCAAUUUCUGUAAACCUAGCAAAUACUCAGGGGGCACUGUGGCCCGCAAGUGCUACAAGGACAAGAACUGCGACGCUAUCUGUUGUGGGCGAGGUCAUAACACGCAAAGUAGAGAGGUGACUGGGCCCUGCCAAUGCCAGGUGCGCUGGUGCUGCUACGUGGAAUGCAAGCAGUGCACACAAAGAGAAGAGGUCUACACCUGCAAAGGGUAAAGCAAGUCACCUGUCAGUCCCCCUCGGUCAGUGGAGCAAGAAAAAUAUGGUUGUGUUGGAGACAAUUUGUCGUUUUUGUUCUCAUGUGAGGUUCUGAUUCCAGUAUGGGAACAGAAAUCUGCAAACAAAAUGCGGAGCGAGCCGAGAAGCAAUAAGCACUUUGAGGGAUUUCUGUGGGUUGGGUUUUGGAGGUCCUGCAGAAUAAAAACUUUCAUAUACAACUAGGUUGACAUCCCAAACUUUUUAUCUCCUUGAUAAAAAUACCUUUUAAUUUCUUGUUUAAGAAAUCUAUUGACAACACUCCACAAGACAACAGACAAAAACUGAUCAUAACGCAGUCAAUGAGGAUCCAACACAAGGACAGUAACACCAACCGACUCAUUUCUUAGGCUUUGGCCAAAGAGGAAUAGUGUGCGUUUUUGUAUGUGUGUGUGUGUGUGUGCCUGUAAGCACGUGAGCGUUAGGUAGAUGGUUAGGGGGAAACGGUUUGUGUUGACCUUUUACAGCAAUGAAGAUCAUAUUCGAAGAAUGUUUUUUAAAAAAAACUAAACAACAAGGACAGGGUGUAAGAAUUAAUCUACACAUAUUCACACUCACACACAUUGUGUGUUUGCAUAUGUAUGUAAAUAAAUUCAGUUAUAUUGUAAUAUUAUACAAGCCACUUAUCUAACUAUGUAAAACAAACCACUAACCACACAAAUGUUAUUCAGUUUGUGUGCUAUUGCUCGUUUUUCUUCCUGAUUCAUGUUGACAAGGCCCUUUGGAAAGCAGCACACUUUUUUGACGUCUUGCUGUGGAUAAUUUAUAGACCCUUUGGGACUACUCCUUCACCAGGAGGAAAAAGAAAUAACCAUUUUUUUUUCUUUUACAUUAAUAUAAUAUAAAGCUGUUAGUACAUACAUUAACAGAAAAAAAUUAAACCAGUCAGUUUAGGCUAUUCUUGGCCUUGAGCGAACCAGUGUUCAGGGAAUAACUUAAACCACUAUAUGUAUUUGGAUUAAAUAGAAAUAGUGCAAAUGCAAAGAAUAUCCAAGCUGGAGAUAACAGUGGCCUUAUUUAAGCCAACAUCAUUGCAAGAAGCAACCUUGUGUGACGCGGAUAAAACUUUAUGGAGCUCUGUGGAGCUUAAAUCUUGUUAGUUUUCCUUUUUAUAAUCUGAAGUUGUAAAGAAAACUGUGGAGAACUGGAGGAAUGUAACUCCCUACCAUUUCAUAUCUGUCUUUCCUCUUCAGCUGCCACAAUUUGAGCCAUAUAGACAUGCAGUGUGUGCAGUAGAAGUUUAAACAGUACGAGGCAACUGAGACUUAAAUCUAUCUUGACCUGUGUGCAGUUGUGCUCAAGUGAAGAUCAAUGCUUAAGUCUCAAAGCUAAUAUGAACAUAUUUUAUAUGACUAUUAUUUGUGUGAUGUUCCACAAAUUAAAGUCUACAUGUAAAUAUUGAGGUUUCACUGAUGUUUUCUAUCUGAAGUCAGUGAAGCUGAUUUUAUACAAGUUUAUUUGCUUUUUCAUAUUGUUGCCUGGCAGCAAGAGACACAGUUUGACACAGUGUUGCAUACUGACCCCACUAUGCAAAUUACAGUGAUACUUUGAAGGAAUAUUGACAUUGCAGGAAACGCACUUACUCGCUUUCUUCAGGGUUGGAUGAGAAGAUGGCAUCACUCUCAGGUCUGUGUAGAGAAAUCUAACCCUGCAGCCAACAGAGUUUG
Messenger RNA from Melanotaenia boesemani (Boeseman's rainbowfish), 2856 nucleotides. RefSeq names its product wingless-type MMTV integration site family, member 9A (gene wnt9a). The record is from RefSeq and is a predicted model, not a curated record. Lineage: Eukaryota; Metazoa; Chordata; Actinopteri; Atheriniformes; Melanotaeniidae. Gene Ontology annotation, cellular component: extracellular region. The transcript has 4 exons. The coding region runs from base 50 to 1150 and encodes 366 amino acids. Gene Ontology annotation, biological process: cell fate commitment; multicellular organism development; neuron differentiation. Gene Ontology annotation, molecular function: frizzled binding; cytokine activity.